AUGCCGACACCCAGCGACAGGACGCCGCAGUUGACAGCCACACCGCUUGCCGAGGAAUUGUCCGCCCAUUCGACGUGCCCGCCAGAGAGUGAUCGGAUACCUGCGUGGAGAGCAGCACCAGAAGAGCGCAUCGUCGCUGAUAAUAGUCCAGGCAAUGGUGGCAUGCCAGAGAGCAGCGCUCCGGCGCAAUCGACCUUGAGGAGUCGGGUUGACGGCGUGGCAGAACCCGUUGCGAUGCCUCGGGAGAUUGACGCAACCACAGCAUCCUCUAUCAAAAGGAUGCCACAGUCCGAAGAGGAAGCCGUGCUGGGCACCUCCAGCCCAGCAAGCGUCUCCUCAGAGGCCAAGGAGGAACAAUCGACUCCGACAGCGGCGCAAUCGUCAUCAAUGACCGCGCCUUCCGCCACCUCGUCUCUCAGCUACGAGUUUUCCAAUAUCCGACUCCUACCGAAUCAUUCAUCGUCCUUUCUUCGUGCGGGAAGCAAGUUCGUCGGAACCCAGCAGUCUGACCGCCAAGUCUACAAUGUAGAUGUGGAGAUUAAGCAUGUCGACAUGGCCGAAUCGUACCUCUGCGGCUACUUACGCAUACAAGGGUUGACGGAGGAUCAUCCUACCUUGACUACUUUCUUUGAAGGAGAGAUCAUCGGGACCAAGCAUACCUUUCAGACGCGACACGAAGCAUGGGGUGCGACAGAGAAGACCGAUAUGCAGCACUGGGCCAGAUUCCCAGCGUGGCGGCCCCUUGCCAAACAGGCAAAGAGACCAGACUUCAGCUACCGCAACUUCGCCCAGCGUGAACAUAUUUUCAUGAGGUGGAAGGAGUAUUUUCUGGUGCCUGACCACCGCGUGCGGACGAUAUCCGGUGCUAGCUUCGAGGGUUUCUACUAUAUCUGUUUCAACCAGGUAGAAGGGACCGUCAGCGGUAUCUAUUUCCAUGCGAAAAGCGAGAAAUACCAGCAGCUCGAACUGAAACAUGUCGAGGAUCAUGGUUGUCUUCCCGCUAUCGAAUUUCGUUGA
This is a messenger RNA of Paecilomyces variotii, 1017 nucleotides long. RefSeq names its product vacuolar import and degradation protein. Lineage: Eukaryota; Fungi; Ascomycota; Eurotiomycetes; Eurotiales; Thermoascaceae. Gene Ontology annotation, biological process: protein catabolic process in the vacuole; negative regulation of gluconeogenesis; proteasome-mediated ubiquitin-dependent protein catabolic process. Gene Ontology annotation, cellular component: GID complex; extrinsic component of membrane. The transcript has 4 exons. Bases 1 to 1017 code for a protein of 338 amino acids. The record is from RefSeq and is a predicted model, not a curated record.